AUCCAACAUGCAGCCACCACUGCAUGACAGAAUGAAAUCUCAGGUAACCUUCCCACAUCAGAUUGAAGUCCAAACCUGAAGGACCUGUUUGCUGAGUUAUUGUACAAGGAAGAGAACAAGGAAACAAAAGUAUUUUUUAUUUACCUCUCAGUUUGGAUGCAUGUCUCUCAUGGACACAUAUACGGGCAACGUACAGGAGGAAUUGCAUGAAAACAGGUCUAAAAAAAUUGACUGGAUAACAGAAGAAUCCAGGAAUAAAUGUAAAAAAUUCAGGAGCUCAAAAACUGGGGAGUGUGAUUACUGACCAGACUGGGGAACCAAAAGGAAAAAGCCCAACAAGUAAUAAAAAAGAAACAGAACAGUAGGAUAAACCAGGAAACUACACAGAGAGGGAUGAACAUACAGCAAUUAAUGAGCUAAAUGUGGAAACUUUACAAUGAGUCAGUCUGAGGAAAGCAAGGAGGCGUCUGUGCCCAUGAAUGAUGGUCUGUCCUAUGAAAACGGCACACAGGUCGGACCUCAAAGGAACGAGGAGAAAAGCUCCACAUCUGAUUCACAGAGUCCUUCCCUGAAAAAUCAGAAAUCCAUGGAUCAUCCUGAUACUUUCCAGAAGGAAGAUGGAGUUUUAAUGGCAGAGCAGACGAAGUUCCCCAUGAAAACGAACAAACCCUUGGUUUCUCCAAUUGGUUUCAAACAUUUGAUGCGGAGAACAAUAAACUCUCCUACACCAAGUGUUGUGUCCCUGAAGAACAACGACUCAAUGAAUUACCCUGUUAAUUUUAAACGUUCUUCAUUUUCAGGUUUCAGACGUAUAACAGGAAACUCUUCCACACCGAGCAUUGUGUCCCUAAAGAGCAACGACUCGAUGGAUUACCCCGCUAAUUUUAAAGGUUCAUCAUCGUCAGGUUUUGGGCAGAAAACGGGAAACUCCUCUACACCGAGCAUCAUGUCCCUAAAGAGCAACGACUCGAUGGAUUACCCUGCUAAUUUUAAAGGUUCUUCAUCUUCAGGUUUUGGGCAGAAAACAGGAAACUCUUCUACACCGAGCGUUAUGUCCCUAAAGAGCAACGACUCGAUGGAUUACCCUGCUAAUUUUAAAGGUUCUUCAUCUUCAGGAUCUGAACACAAAAUACUAGAGGAGACCAGCAGUUUUCAUGGAGACCUUCACAAAGUUUUUCAGAGACUUGAGAGAGAAACUGUCAUUCUUGUAAGGAACGAGCUGAAGAAGUUGCAUCAGCUGUUGACUCCCAAUUGCCUGAAACGCCUUUGGACAGAUGAUGUGAUCAGAGACGAGUUUCAUUGUGAGGAAAGAGAGAAGAUCCUUACAGGAGAAGAAGUGGAGGUCAUGAACUUCCUGAGGGAAUUUUUGAGGAUGAUGAAGCAUGGAGACUUUGCUGAUGCUCUAUCGUCCAGUCACUCUGUCAGAAGCCCAUCUAAGGACAAAGAUGAGUCACAUGUGACCAAACUCUCUGAACUUGAUGACCAGCAGCUCAAAUCUGAGAGAAUCCCCCCAAAGGCAGACAUGGACACAAUAUUUAAGAAUCUUGAGGGGAACAUUGUUGUCUUUGUUGAGAAUGAGCUGAGAAAUUUUCACAAGCUCUUAAACCGAGAAACUGUUCAAAGCCAAGAUGAGGAUGAAGAGGUUUUAAAUUGGGAGGAGGAAGAGCAGAAGAAAAUGACCAAAGAAGCUUUUCUGAACAUGAUCUUGGAGUUUUUGAGAAGAAUGAAGCAAGAAGAGUUGGCCUUUGCUCUACUAAACAAUAGUGUUAUGUCAAAAUGCCAAUCUAAACUCAAAUCCAACCUGAAGACGAGGCUAGCAUAUGUGCUUGAAGGAAUUGCCAAAGAAGGUCAUCCAACCCUUCUUAAUAAGAUCUACACUGACCUCUACAUAACUGAAGGACGUGAAGAGGUCAUCCGUGACCAUGAAGUGAAACAUUUUGAAAAAGCUCUCAGAAAAAUAGUUAAACCACUAACAAUCAAAUGUGAAGAUAUGUUUAAACCUACCACUGGAAGAGAUAAACCUGUCAGAACAGUGAUGACAGAGGGAGUAGCUGGCAUUGGAAAAACAGUCUUGACACAGAAGUUUGCACUGGACUGGGCUGAAGGAAAAAAUAACCAAGACAUCCAGUUCACAUUUCCAUUUUCUUUUAGAGGACUGAACAUGAUGAAGGAGAAAAGGUUCAGUUUGGUUGAACUUAUUCAUCUUUUCUUCCCAGAAAUGAAAGAAGCUGGAAUCUGCUCUUUUGAACACUUCAGAGUUUUGUUCAUCUUUGAUGGUCUGGAUGAGUGUCGAUUUCCUCUGGAUCUCAAAACCAAAGAGAUUCUGACCAAUGUUACACAGUCCACAUCAUUAGAGGUACUGCUGGCAAACCUUAUCAAGGGGAGGUUACUUCCUUCAGCUCUAGUCUGGAUCACAACUCGACCUGCAGCAGCCCAUCAUAUCCCUCCUGAGGUUGUUGAUCUGAUGACUGAAGUGAGAGGAUUCAAUGAUCCUCAGAAGGAGGAGUACUUCAGAAAGAGAUUCACAGAGGAAGAGGAAAGCAAAAUGGUCCUGUCUCACAUCAAAUCAUCAAGAAGUCUCUACAUUAUGUGUCACAUCCCUGUCUUCUGCUGGAUCAUUGCUACUGUUCUAGAGGACACCAUUAAAGCCAGAGAAGAAACAGACCUACCCAACUCACUGACAGAGAUGUAUGUCCUCUACCUGGUGGUUCUGUCCAAGGUGAAGAAUGUCAAGUAUGACGAAAAGGCUGACAAAAAUGCCUUCUGGACUCCAGAGACCAGGGAAAUGAUUAAAUCCUUGGGAAAACUGGCCUUUGAACAGUUAAUGAAAGGCAACCUGUUCUUCUAUGAAUCUGACCUGACAGAGUGUGGCAUUGAUGUCAGAGCAGCCUCAGUGUAUUCAGGGGUUUUCACAGAGAUAUUUCAGGAGGAGAAAGGGUUUUUCCAUCAGAACAUGUUCUGCUUUGUCCACUUGAGCAUUCAGGAGUUUUUGGCUGCUCUUCACGUCCAUCUGACAUUCAUCAACACUGGUGUCAAUCUGCUGGCUGAAGAGGAAUCAGUCUCACCUGGGUCAAAGAUGUCUCAAGACCAAUUUGAGGACUUCUACAAGAAAGCUGUAGAUAAAGCUGUAGACAGUCCAAAUGGCAAACUGGAUCUGUUUCUAAGAUUCCUUCUGGGUCUUUCUCUGAAAACCAAUCAGAGGCUCCUCCAAGGCUUUGUGACAGAAAGAAAAAUAUCAAGCAGUUCAUUGAAAAACAUAGCUCUGUACAUCCACAAGAAGAUUGAAAAUAUAGAGUGUCCAUUUGAUAAAGCCAAUUUAUUUCACUGUCUAAAUGAACUGAAGGAGCUUUCUUUAGUGGCAGAGAUUGAACAAAUCUUGAAAUCAGGAAAACUGGAGACAGAAAAUUUCUCUACAGUUCAGUGGGCAGCACUGAUCCACAUUCUGAUGUCUUCAGACGAUUAUGAGAAAAACUUUGAUGUGAGAAAAUAUUAUAUUUCAAAGCAGGUUCAAGAGAGUUUUGCACCACUCUUAUUAAGCUCAACUAAAGCUGUACUCAGUUGCUGUUUCCUGAAUGUGGAAAGCUAUACACAUAUGGGAAAUAUACUCAGUGAUCCGUGCUGUUUAUUGAAAGAUUUGGACCUGAGUAACAAUGACAUGAAAGAUUCAGGACUGAAGCUGCUGUGUGAAACACUUUCCAAACCAGUCUGUAAACUUGAAACUUUAAGGUUGUCAGGUUGUUUAAUCACAAGAGAAGGUUGUGAAGUUCUGGUAUCAGCUCUGGCUUCUAACCCAUCUCACCUCAAAGAACUGGACCUGAGUUACAAUUACCCAGAAGAACAUGGAGUGGCACUCCUCUCUGCUGGACUGGAAAACCCAAACUGGGCAUUAACAACUCUUAGGGUGGAGCCGAGUGGAUUACAGUUUUUAAAACCCGGUCUGAGCAAGUAUGCUGUUGAACUCAUCCUGGACUCCACCACCACACACAGAAACCUCACACUAUCUGAAUUUAACAGAAUAAUGACAGUGGGACAAGGAGAGAAAGUCUCUUGGUUUGAUGCUGAGGAGGAGCUGCUGGGUAAACAUGAUCUCACUGGUCGCUGUUACUGGGAGGCAGAGUGGAGAGGAAAAGCUUCCAUUGGAGUGACGUACAAAGAAAUCAGAAGGAGAGGGGAAAGUAAUCGCUGUGGUCUUGGAAUGAAUGAUCAGUCAUGGGCUUUGUUGUGCUCAAAGGAAGGAUUCUCUGUUCUGCACAACAACAAAAUAACUAAAAUCUAUGUAGAUCCAUCAAACAAAGUAGGGGUGUAUGUGGACUGGCCUGGUGGCACUGUGUCUUUCUUUGGGGUUUUCCCUGACAAAAUGACCUACCUUCACACCUACAAUACCAAAUUCACUGAACCUGUGUAUCCUGUUUUGAGAAUAGAGCCUGAACCCAUAAAAAAUUAGAAUGGCCACUAUGCUGUAACUACUAGAAUGGCCAGAAGCUUUCCUAUUGACCACCCCUUAAAUAAAUCACAACAAAAAUAAUAGGUAAUAUAAUUAAACAAUAAUUUUUAAAACCAAAAUAACACCAAAAGAGACUUUUUAAAUUUAAUAUACAAAGGUGUAUUAUGCAUCAAACUUUUAAGUUAUCAUGACAUAUUUGCAAGAGAAAAUUUUCUCAAUUAUUUUCAACUUGAAGCCAGUGCAGAGCACCUCUCUUUGCCCAACACAACUCCCGCACAUAGCUUUGUGGCAUCCGGUGUAGCUGUCAGAUUUUGUAGUUAACAAAAGUUAGCAGCAUCUCAUGGGUGAGCUGCCAAACAUCCUGGGCAUCUCAGUUGUUCAAGACCAAGCAGAAAAUUGCAUUUUUAUUUUGUCAUCUGAAACAUCUUGUUGCAACACCUGCUGACCAAAGUGUCAAGCUGUAAAUGGAUGCUGGUGAGAGUAAUCCUGUAAAUCCUGUUGUACUACUGUCCAACAGAUGACAUGAAGGCAGAAUAUCUCAACAAAGCCUCUUGCAAGACAGAAGUCUGAUUAUCUUAGGAGAGAUAGUCUUUUAUUUUUCUAAUGUAAAUAUGUGAUAUAAUGUUCUGCCAUGUUGUUGCAUUGUAACAUGGAUGAUAUGUUUCUUCUGAAUAGCAGUACAAUAAUAAGCAAGAAAGGAAAAUCACUGAUAUGUUAGUAUAGUAAGUUUUUGAGUUUAGUUUAUUAUUUAAACAUUAUUUUGUAUCUUUAUGCCACUGUCAAAAUUAAGAGGGAGUGUAUAAUGAAUGUAAAGGGAGAGACUACAGUGCUGCCAUCUGUUGCAUCUUUUAAGUAUUCCAGUAAGUAAAUAAACAUGCUGAAACGUUAUUCUCAUCAGUUUAAUAUGGCCGUUAAUCACUUGUUUUUAAUGACUUACUCACUUCAUGUGUGAUUUGUAAGAGGAUACUGUGCGUAUGGAUGUAUAUACAGUAUUUAGAUUAUUGUAGCACAUAAAUAGGAGUUUUUUUGCAUUGCUUGUUCAUGUGUGUGAUUUUAUACUUCUAUCAUGUUCAAAAAUAAAUAAAUCAAUAUUUUUCUAG
This is a messenger RNA of Xiphophorus maculatus (southern platyfish), 5544 nucleotides long. Its product is annotated as protein NLRC3-like. Lineage: Eukaryota; Metazoa; Chordata; Actinopteri; Cyprinodontiformes; Poeciliidae. Bases 437 to 4444 code for a protein of 1335 amino acids. The record is from RefSeq and is a predicted model, not a curated record. Gene Ontology annotation, molecular function: protein binding. The transcript has 20 exons.